Messenger RNA from Malania oleifera, 1791 nucleotides. RefSeq names its product 3-ketoacyl-CoA synthase 19-like. The transcript has a single exon. Gene Ontology annotation, cellular component: membrane. The record is from RefSeq and is a predicted model, not a curated record. Lineage: Eukaryota; Viridiplantae; Streptophyta; Magnoliopsida; Santalales; Ximeniaceae. Bases 48 to 1427 code for a protein of 459 amino acids. Gene Ontology annotation, molecular function: acyltransferase activity, transferring groups other than amino-acyl groups. Gene Ontology annotation, biological process: fatty acid biosynthetic process.
GCAUUACACCACCACGCCCCCGUCUCUCUCUCUCUCUCUCUCUCUCCAUGGAUUCCUUUCUGCAGGCAAUUUACCUUCUGCCCCUCUUCUGCGUUCUCUUCCUCCUCAACAAGCUACUACUCCAAAGAAGACACCACAACUGCUACGUACUGGACUACGUCUGCUACAAAGCCACCGACGACCGGAAACUCGACGCCGACGGCAGCGCCGACCUCGUCCUCCGAAACAAGAACCUCGGCCUCCAAGAAUACCGCUUCUCUUUAAAAACCAUGGCCCGUUCCGGCCUCGGCGAAGAAACCUACGGCCCAGCCAUCGUCUUCGCCGGCCGAGAAGAGUUCCCCACUCUCGCCGACAUCUACUCCGAGCUCGAUGAAACCUUCUUCUACUUGCUUGACCGCCUCUUCUCCAAAUCCCACCUUUCCCCACAACAAAUCGACAUUCUUGUCGUUAAUGUCUCCUUGUUCGCCUCCAUGCCUUCCCUCGCCUCUCGCAUCAUCAACCGCUACAGAAUGAGAGACGACAUCAAGGCCUUCAACCUCUCCGGCAUGGGCUGCAGCGCCAGCCUCAACUCCAUCGGCAUCGUCCAAAACCUGUUCAAGCUUCGUAAGAGAGCGUACGCCGUUGUGGUGAGCACGGAGUCCUUAGCUUCCCACUGGUACUGCGGCAAAGAAGCAUCCAUGAUGCUCUCCAAUAUACUUUUCCGGUCCGGCGGGUGUGCCCUCCUACUGACGAAUAAUCCGUCGCUGAAGCACCGCGCAGCUUUGCGGCUAAAGCGUUUGGUGCUUACCCAUCAGGGCUCCAGCGACGAAGCCUAUGACUGCUGCAUGGAGAUGGAAGACGAGCUCGGCUACCAUGGGUUUCAACUCACUAAGAGCCUCCCCAAGGUUGCAGCUCAGGCUUUGGCUGAGAACUUGAGGAUUUUGCUACCAAAGGUGCUGCGACUGAGAGAGUUGCUUCGUUAUGCGCUGGCUUCUUAUUGUCUGCGUGGCCGGUUCGGCCUGUCCGGGUCGAAAGGGGAAGGACUGGGUUUGAACCUCAAGGCUGGGAUAGACCACUUCUGCCUGCACCCCGGGGGGAGAGCGGUCAUCGAUGGGAUCGGGAAGAGUUUGGGGCUGAGCGAACACGAUCUGGAACCGUCACGGAUGGCGCUUCAUCGAUUCGGGAACACGGCGCCGAGCGGGCUGUGGUAUAUUUUGAGUUACAUGGAGGCUAAGAAGAGGUUGAAGAAGGGUGACAGAGUGUUCAUGGCGGGGCUUGGGGCAGGGUUCAUGUGCAACACGUGUGUGUGGGAAGUGGUAAGGGACAUGGAGGAUGUGAACGUGUGGAAAGACUGCAUAGGGAGUUACCCUCACAGAGGGAGUGGGAAUCCCUUUAUGGAGAAGCAUGGGUGGAUCAAUGACCCAAGUCUGCUCUCCAUUGAACACUAAGCAGGGAAGUGUUCAAUUAUUUUGGGAGCACCACAAAUCAGUUGAAGUUUUCAGGUGCAUUUUAAUGUUAUUGGUCCUUUAAGAGUGUCAUUUGGCAAUGAAACAGUGAAACCCGUUAGAAAUUGGGUUUUCAAUUAUCUCAAUUUAUGCAUGCAUGUUAGCUUCUGUGUAAUUUGAACUUCUACUUUGUGAGUUUCAAGUUUGUAAUCUAGAAGGAGUGGAAAGGGAUUAUUAGGGUUAUGGAGGGGAUAGAUUAUCUUUUAUUAUAAAAUAUUGGCUCAUGUCAAUGCUAAUGAUAAAUUAUAUAAGAGAUGUAUCCUUUUAUGUUGUUUAUAUGCUUGACAAAUAUGUUUCUCUUUAUAUA